AAGAGCGGGAGGCGGGUCUCGGAGCGGUAGCGUGUUUGGGUGCGCGGCGCGGCAGCCAGGAAGGAGCCGGUGAGGGGGAGAAUCGUUGCCGUUGGUGGAGUUCUCGUCAGCCGGCGCCAUGUCUAUUAUGUCCUAUAAUGGAGGGGCUGUAAUGGCCAUGAAGGGGAAAAACUGUGUAGCCAUUGCAUCGGACAGACGGUUUGGAAUUCAGGCUCAGAUGGUGACCACAGACUUUCAGAAGAUUUUCCCCAUGGGAGACAGACUAUAUAUUGGACUGUCUGGGCUUGCCACAGAUGUGCAGACAGUGGCCCAGCGGCUUAAGUUCAGGCUGAAUCUCUAUGAGCUGAAGGAAGGCAGACAGAUCAAGCCCCAAACUCUCAUGAGUAUGGUGGCCAACCUACUCUAUGAGAAACGGUUUGGACCCUAUUACACAGAGCCAGUUAUUGCUGGCCUGGACCCCAUAACUUAUGAACCUUUCAUCUGCUCUCUGGACCUGAUUGGUUGUCCUAUGAUAACAGAUGACUUUGUUGUCAGUGGCACCUGCUCAGAGCAGAUGUAUGGCAUGUGUGAGUCCCUCUGGGAGCCUGACAUGGAGCCAGACCACCUCUUUGAAACGAUCUCACAGGCUAUGCUGAAUGCAGUGGACAGAGAUGCUGUGUCUGGCAUGGGUGUGGUAGUGCAUAUAAUUGAAAAAGACAAGAUCACCACCAGGACACUGAAAGCACGCAUGGACUAGCCGCGGAAGUUUGUGCUUGUUUCACAUGCCAGGCUAUUUUUUAAAUAUACUCUCUCCAUUAUUGUA
This is a messenger RNA of Gopherus flavomarginatus (Mexican gopher tortoise), 802 nucleotides long. It is a transcript of the gene PSMB3, whose product is annotated as proteasome 20S subunit beta 3. The coding region runs from base 119 to 736 and encodes 205 amino acids. Lineage: Eukaryota; Metazoa; Chordata; Testudines; Testudinidae. The record is from RefSeq and is a predicted model, not a curated record. Gene Ontology annotation, biological process: proteasome-mediated ubiquitin-dependent protein catabolic process. The transcript is spliced from 6 exons. Gene Ontology annotation, cellular component: proteasome core complex; proteasome core complex, beta-subunit complex.